AUGAACCUGUUGUACAAGGACGCCAAAGACGAAAGCCCGCGCUCGCGUCGACUUCGAACCAGAGGGUAUAAGGCUAAAAGGAGGGAGUUCCUCGAAAGUCUGCGAGGAAUCCUGGAGGAGCUGCAGGUGUGGGUCCGCCACCACAACAAGGGCAAGGCCGGCGGCAAGAAAGAAACGAAGUUGUACACCCCCUUCCAGUCCUUCGUUCACUUUGUCGCCCCAUUUGUCAAGUUCCUCUUUGACAAACUUGGUCUCGGUACGCUUUUCCCUUCUGUCGUUCAUCAGCGCUGCAUCAUCUGCUAUCCGAAGACGAACAGAAAGCCCCUAUGUGGCGACGACGACCGCAAGAUUGACAUCGGGUUGACCACCUGUCGACCUGGCGAUUUGGAAGAGCAGCUGCCUGAUAUGUCCUAUGCAGAUAUAUUCGCCAUUGUCGAGGCAAAGUACUCAAACACCCGCAAGGACAAGAAUGACGCAUACAAGCAGCUUGUGGACUACUCGCGCCACAUGUAUGCCCCAGCCGAAUCGCCGCUUUAUUCUGGGACAGACCUCCUGUGGAACUGA
This is a messenger RNA of Linderina pennispora, 564 nucleotides long. RefSeq lists its product as uncharacterized. The transcript has a single exon. NCBI's taxonomy places the organism in Eukaryota, Fungi, Kickxellomycota, Kickxellomycetes, Kickxellales, Kickxellaceae. Bases 1 to 564 code for a protein of 187 amino acids. The record is from RefSeq and is a predicted model, not a curated record.